AUGUCUGGACGAGGUAAAGGUGGUAAAGGCUUAGGCAAAGGUGGUGCUAAACGUCAUCGUAAAGUACUUCGUGAUAAUAUUCAAGGUAUAACAAAACCAGCUAUUCGUCGAUUAGCAAGACGUGGUGGUGUUAAACGUAUAAGUGGUCUUAUCUAUGAAGAAGUACGUGGUGUAUUAAAAAUAUUCUUAGAAAAUGUUAUUCGUGAUGCUGUUACUUAUACUGAACAUGCUAAACGAAAAACUGUUACAGCUAUGGAUGUUGUUUAUGCACUUAAACGACAAGGACGUACAUUAUAUGGUUUUGGUUCAUAA
This is a messenger RNA of Rotaria sp. Silwood2, 312 nucleotides long. NCBI's taxonomy places the organism in Eukaryota, Metazoa, Rotifera, Eurotatoria, Philodinida, Philodinidae. The record is from the annotation of a GenBank genome assembly.